AUGCUGAGGAUGCGGACCGCGGGGUGGGCGCGCGGCUGGUGCCUGGGUUGCUGUCUCCUCUUGCCGCUCUCGCUCAGCCUGGCGGCCGCCAAGCAACUCCUCCGAUAUCGACUGGCUGAGGAGGGCCCAGCGGACGUCCGCAUCGGCAACGUCGCCUCGGACUUGGGCAUCGUGACGGGUUCGGGUGAGGUGACUUUCAGCCUCGAGUCGGGCUCGGAGUACCUAAAGAUCGACAACCUCACCGGCGAGCUGAGCACGAGUGAGCGGCGCAUCGACCGCGAGAAGCUGCCCCAGUGUCAGAUGAUCUUCGACGAGAACGAGUGCUUUCUGGACUUCGAAGUGUCGGUGAUCGGGCCCUCGCAGAGCUGGGUGGACCUGUUCGAGGGUCGGGUCAUCGUACUCGAUAUCAACGACAACACGCCCACCUUCCCGUCACCCGUGCUCACGCUCACGGUGGAGGAGAACCGACCGGUGGGCACUCUCUACCUGCUACCCACCGCCACGGACCGUGACUUCGGCCGCAACGGCAUCGAACGCUACGAGCUGCUCCAGGAGCCCGGGGGCGGUGGCGGCGGCGGCGGCGGCGGCGGCGGCGAGGGCCGGCGCGCAGGGCCUGCCGACAGCGCCCCCUACCCCGGGGGCGGCGGGAACGGCGCGAGCAGCGGCGGCCCGGGCGGCUCCAAGAGGCGGCCGGACGCACCAGAGGGCGGCGGCGGGAUCAACCCCGGUGGCCGCAGCAGCGUGUUCGAACUGCAGGUGGCCGACACCCCGGAUGGCGAGAAGCAGCCACAGCUGAUUGUGAAGGGGGCGCUGGACCGGGAACAACGCGAUUCCUACGAGCUGACCCUGCGGGUGCGCGACGGUGGCGACCCGCCUCGCUCCUCUCAGGCCAUCCUAAGGGUGCUCAUCACCGACGUGAACGACAACAGUCCCCGCUUCGAGAAGAGCGUGUAUGAAGCUGACCUAGCCGAGAAUAGCGCCCCAGGGACUCCCAUCCUGCAGCUUCGUGCCGCGGACCUGGACGUGGGGGUCAACGGACAGAUCGAGUAUGUGUUCGGAGCGGCUACCGAAUCCGUGCGGCGGCUGCUGCGACUCGACGAGACGUCCGGCUGGCUCAGUGUCCUGCACCGCAUCGACCGCGAGGAGGUGAACCAGCUGCGCUUCACGGUCAUGGCCCGCGACCGCGGGCAGCCCCCCAAGACCGACAAGGCCACGGUGGUCCUUAACAUCAAGGACGAGAACGACAAUGUGCCGUCCAUUGAAAUCCGCAAGAUCGGGCGUAUCCCACUCAAGGACGGGGUGGCCAACGUGGCCGAGGAUGUUCUGGUCGACACCCCCAUUGCUCUGGUACAGGUGUCCGACCGAGACCAAGGCGAGAACGGGGUAGUCACCUGCACCGUGGUGGGUGAUGUGCCCUUCCAGCUCAAGCCGGCCAGCGACACAGAGGGCGACCAGAACAAGAAAAAGUACUUUCUGCACACCUCGGCGCCUUUGGACUAUGAGACCACCCGGGAAUUCAACGUGGUCAUAGUGGCGGUGGACUCGGGCAGCCCCAGCCUCUCCAGCAACAACUCCCUGGUUGUCAAGGUAGGAGACACCAAUGACAACCCGCCCGUCUUUGGCCAGUCAGUGGUGGAGGUGUACUUUCCCGAGAAUAACAUCCCUGGAGAGAGGGUGGCCACGGUGCUGGCGACAGACGCUGACAGUGGGAAAAAUGCAGAGAUUGCCUACUCUCUGGAUUCUUCCAUUAUGGGGAUCUUUGCCAUCGAUCCUGAUUCUGGGGACAUCCUUGUCAAUACAGUGCUGGACCGAGAGCAGACAGACAGGUAUGAGUUUAAAGUUAACGCCAAAGACAAAGGCAUCCCGGUGCUGCAGGGCAGCACCACGGUGAUUGUGCAGGUGGCUGACAAGAAUGACAAUGACCCUAAGUUUAUGCAGGACGUCUUUACCUUUUAUGUGAAAGAAAACUUGCAGCCCAACAGCCCUGUGGGGAUGGUCACGGUGAUGGAUGCUGACAAGGGGCGCAAUGCGGAGAUGAGCCUCUACAUCGAAGAAAACAGUAACAUUUUUUCCAUUGAGAAUGACACGGGGACCAUUUACUCCACAAUGUCUUUUGACCGGGAACAUCAGACCACGUACACAUUCAGAGUCAAGGCUGUGGAUGGGGGAGAUCCUCCUAGAUCCGCCACAGCCACAGUCUCUCUCUUUGUGAUGGAUGAGAAUGACAAUGCUCCCACAGUUACCCUUCCCAGAAACAUUUCCUACACUUUACUGCCACCUUCGAGUAAUGUCAGGACAGUAGUAGCUACAGUGUUGGCAACAGACAGUGACGACGGCAUCAAUGCAGACCUUAACUACAGCAUUGUGGGAGGGAAUCCCUUCAAGCUGUUUGAGAUUGAUUCCACCAGUGGUGUGGUUUCCUUAGUGGGAAAACUCACCCAAAAGCAUUAUGGCUUGCACAGGUUGGUUGUGCAAGUGAAUGAUAGUGGGCAGCCUUCCCAGUCCACCACGACUCUGGUGCAUGUGUUUGUCAAUGAAAGUGUUUCUAAUGCAACUGUGAUUGACUCCCAGAUAGCCAGAAGUUUGCACACCCCACUCACCCAGGAUAUAGCUGGUGACCCAAGUUAUGAAAUUAGCAAGCAGAGACUCAGUAUUGUCAUUGGGGUGGUUGCUGGAAUUAUGACAGUGAUUCUAAUCAUCUUAAUUGUAGUGAUGGCAAGGUACUGCCGGUCCAAAAAUAAAAAUGGCUAUGAAGCUGGCAAAAAGGAUCACGAAGACUUUUUUACACCCCAGCAGCACGACAAAUCUAAAAAGCCUAAAAAGGACAAGAAAAACAAAAAAUCUAAGCAGCCUCUCUAUAGCAGCAUUGUCACUGUAGAAGCUUCUAAACCAAAUGGACAGAGGUAUGAUAGUGUCAAUGAGAAGCUGUCAGAUAGCCCAAGCAUGGGGCGAUACCGAUCUGUUAAUGGGGGGCCUGGCAGUCCUGACCUGGCCAGGCAUUACAAAUCUAGCUCUCCAUUGCCUACUGUCCAGCUUCACCCCCAGUCACCAACUGCAGGAAAAAAACACCAGGCCGUACAAGAUCUGCCACCAGCCAACACCUUUGUGGGAGCAGGAGACAACAUUUCAAUUGGAUCAGAUCACUGCUCUGAAUACAGCUGUCAAACCAAUAACAAGUACAGCAAACAGCCAUUUCGUAGAGUGACGUUUUCUGUUGUGAGUCAGCCUCAGGACCCACAUCAGGGGUCACUGCAGAGUUGCUAUGACAGCGGGCUGGAGGAGUCAGAGACACCAAGCAGUAAGAGUUCAUCAGGGCCAAGGCUGGGUGCCCUUCCACUCCCAGAGGACAACUAUGAAAGGACCACGCCGGAUGGCAGUGUUGGUGAGGCAGAGCAUAUGGAAAAUGAUUCAAGACCUCUUCCAGAUGUAGCCCUGACUGGGAAGUGCACUCGUGAGUGUGAUGAAUAUGGCCACUCAGACUCCUGCUGGAUGCCAGUCCGCACUUCUCCAGAGAGGAAGAAGAGCCAGCCCAAACUCUCCACUUUCAUGCCUGUUGAUGAACGAGGAAGCCAGGAAAAGCUGGCCAAUGGCGAGGCCGCCAUCAUGGGUGACCGCAACAGAAACCUUCUGAACAAAAAGUUGACCUCGUCCUAUGAGACCUUCAGUGCAGCUAGUUUCAGCAAAAAUGAGGAAGCCAACCCUGAGGAUAUUCCCCUUACAAAAACAGGGGAAUACAAGCCAUCUCCUGUCAAUACUCUCACUAGAAGAGAAGUUUACCUGUAGGUUAUGAAGAAGAACAGUAAAGUUCUUUUCAUGUAUGAGAAGGAGAAUAAGGGGCAAAAAUCCUUACAAAGAAAAACCAUUUAAUCACAAAGAGGGGGCUACCAAAGAGACAAAGCUUUGCCUGCCACUUCUGCCUCCAGAUCAGGCCUUUAGUGAUACUGUUAGCCUGAUUGUAAUGUACAAUGUAGAAAUCAUCCUUGUUACUUGCAUGUCUAAUCCCCUCACUGAUUAUUCCCAACACCUGCUAUCCCUCUUCCCCAUCCCCCUCCAAGGAGGAAAAAAAAAAAAAAAGAUGGUUGCAAGUUUCUUUCAUGGUAACAAGCCUGAUUAGCAGAACACAACACACUCUCAUUAUCCUUAAGCUGAAGCAUGAUUUAGUCACUUUGAUUUAUUUCGAAUGCCAUCCAGCUGGUCAAAAAACAAACAAACAAAAAACAAAUCAGGUAAAUGUAUUUUAGACAUACCAUGAGAAUAUAAUUAAUCACCAGAAGGCAAUUCCCCCAAAAUAAUAAAGUCCCUGUAAAGGUACAGUUCUUAUUAAGGGGGACUCUACAAGAAGAAUAUUGAGAAUCUCACAGCUUUAAAAUUCUAACAAAGACUGACAGCUAGACAAUACCCAGUUGGAGAUUAUAGUACCAAAUUGACAUACGUUGUUCUUUUCAAGUCAGGGGUAUCCACUUCAAUCCCAUACAUUCAUCGAAUAUUCUUAGUAUACACACAAUCUUGACCACAUGUAUCAAUUACACUAAUUAUAACUUGUAAAAAUUAUAUAUAUAUUUUUCAGAACAGCACCGCUGUUAUCAACUAACUGGAACAAUGUGUCAUUAAAAGGCCAAAGAUCACACGGCAGAUCAGGGAAAUCAUGAAGCAGAUUUGGUCUUGACUGGAAAUCCAUUAAGCAACGAAAGCAACUGAACCCAUGCACAUACAUAAAUACUCAAACACUAGCUUAUUUUACAUUGUCUCUAUACCUGAGAACAUGCAUUCUCUUUUAAAAUGGGUUUUCUUUGAAAGCUCAGAAAAUGAAAAACUAAAGUGAUGUAUUUUUGGUAUAAUAGUAGACAAUUAGUUAAGUUUCAAGUUUAGCUUCAAAACCUAUUAUCAGGGAAGUUUCACUUGUAAAAAUCAUUUUUGUGGGUAGGUAGGGAAAGAAGGAUAUGUUGGUAUAAAGUCUUUUAAGUUAAAAUCACUAUUAUCAUUUUGGAAUCCAGGUAAUGUGUGCUGGUCUUACUAUUUACGUUUCAAAUUAGCAAUUGUAUUUUUUGUGUGUUUAAGGCACUCUUUCAUAUAACACAAGUGCAUUAAUUUUGAUCCUGUGCAAUAUAGCACUAUUUCAAGUCUCACAACAUUGAAACAAGGUGACACCCUAAUUGAUUUGUCACUAAUGUGAUUUUGAACAUGAUACAAUAUGUCUUAAAAAGAAUCUAGACGGAACAUGAAAGAAAUGAGUUCUGGGCAGUGAUAUGUCUCCUUGUAUGUACAUCUCUCGAAGUGGAAAAUAUGCAAUUUUUUCAGUGUGAAAAAAAAACACAAUAUGCAGAUUUUGGGUCAUUUGUUCUAUAGAGGAUGAUUUAACAUAAUUGGAGAUUGAGCUGGGACAUUCAGACAGAAGUGACAAUCCAGGGACAGAAUAGGGGAUAACAGGUGAAAAGAGCAAAUGUUCCCAACACUGAAUGUUUGCAACCUGGUUAAGACAUAGCCUGAUGGCUCUCUAGCAAACUGUAGAAAUAAUGUAGCUUUGGAUAGUUUUAUUCUUUACAGAAUUUCUUAGACUAUAAGGUGAAACAGCCUGGACCAGAGGUUGUGAACUCACUAUAGUUCAUCAAAAUGUUUAUCUUUGAAAACGACUUCUCUAUUUGGUGGGCUACUCUUUUGGGGUCAUUUCCUUCUGCUCUUUCUUAAAUGGAGUUUUCAAUGAUGUUAGUUUAUGUAUAAUAGUUAGGAUGAAAGAAGAUAUGUAAUUGAAACAAAAAUAUUGGACUAAAAUAUCAAUAAUUGAACAUGUUUAUGUUUAAUUAUUAUUGACAUGAUGGAAAGAUGCAAUUCUAGUACUCUGUUAGGAAACUGCAUUAAAGCAGUUCUGCCUUGUAUAAUCUGUAAGUACCUAUUAAGACAAAAUACUUCUAAAGAUACUUAUAAAAUGUAUACAUAUUUUUUCUUGCACGUUACAAAGCAAAUACUCAAUUGCAUAACACAGGUGUUCAACAAACUUUUUUUAAUGCAUUUAUUUUCUUUCUUUCAUGAGACACUUGAAGCCAUUAGAUAGCUCAUUUCAUUCUAUCUUAAAACCCUUCCAUUGUCUAUAAAGCUAAUACGGGUCAUACUGGACCUUUGGAUUAAUUGGAUCUACAUUCCCCAAUGAUGUUUGCACCACAUUCAAGACAGCCAUGUCAUUGUCAUUUAACUCGUGAGCCUCUCUUUAGAACUAAAAUGGGUGUGAAAGAAUAAAAUUCAGUGUACUGUAAGUAUUCUCAGUAAUUCUAGUAGAAUUAGCUCUCAUAACAUGUUUAUUAUAUAAUGAGCUGGCAUGACACAGAAAUAUAUUUUGUGUUUGUAUGACUUUUAUUUUGAAUAGGCUAAAUCUGGUGCCACUCCAUAUAUAGAGUGCUUUUGAAAAAAAUCAAUAAAAAGAAACAAAAAAAAUAAAUGAGUGAAUGCAAAACAAGCAACUGUGCCUUUUAUACCUGUUGUUAUGGUAAAAAAACGGUUGUUGGGUUUGGACAAUGAGGGAAAAUGGGCUAUUCCCAACUUUUUUGAUCCUGUAUAUUUAUCCAUGUUUAUUUUCUGAAAAUAAUAAAUAAUAUAUUAAAAAUUUGCCUUCUGACAAACUCAGAUAAUGGACCAGUCUUAAAUAUCGUUCAUUCAUAAAACAAAACUAAGGCAUUAACAUGGACUGCUUAAUUCUGACUAGAAGGCUCAAGCGUUUAUUAUAAUAGUAACACAGAGAGAGAAUAUCAGGGGUGAAAUCAGUCCAUUUUGCAAGGUCAAAUAUUGAUUUCGAAUUUCUAUUCUUUAUUUUUUCGUUUUGUUGUUAAUUUUUCUUUUAGCUGCUGUUUCAUUUUGGUUGUAUAGUAUAUAAACCAUACUUGUUUUCUGUACACAAGAUUCUCAAGUGGACUUUGCAUGCAUUAUACAUUAGGACACAUUUAUAAAUUAAUGAGUAACUAUAUAAAUUUAUGUGUAUUAAAAUUUAUGUGUAUGUCUGUAGCUUCAGUCUAAAAUCUAAUGCUCAUUCUGACCCUCCAGAUAUCAUUUCUGUAUGGUUUCUGACUGGCCUGCUGCCUGAGUUUCAGAAAAUAAGAGAGGCAUUAUUUUUAUGGGAAGAGAAACUAAGAUGGUACUGAAGAUGUCAGGCUGAAAGGCUACCCUAGGAAGCUCUCUUAGAGGAAAAUAAUAUAACACAAAGACCCGAAGAAACCUCCAAGAAUCAAGCCAUCCCAAAUUCAGGCCUGAGAAAUCUGAAGACCGAAGUAGUUUUAGGGAUAUUGUAUCUGCGAUAAAUAUACAAUGUGUCCUUAGGUGGGGAUAAAACAAAAACAGUGAAUAUGAUCAAGAAUAUUCUAGAGCUGGUCAGUUGUGACCCAGGCAGAGGUAGAUCCGACAUCUGGAGGAAGACCUCAUACCUUCAGCUCCCUAGGGUUUACUUUCAGACAACUUUUCCUACAUUUUAAAGCACUUGCAUUCAGUGUGGUACGAUCUGUUUGUAAUGUUAAUCAUUGACUAUUGUUCUGCUACUUGGAUGUUGAUAGUGAAGCAGAAAACAAUUUAUCAUCGUUUAUUAUGAGUCACUAUGCACGCAACUAUGCUAAACAUGGCGAAAUGUAUGAAACACUCGUCCAACUAUUUAUGAAAUACUUUACAUAAUUUAAUUUGCUUUUGUACAGUUUUAUGUAAAUAAAUUGCUUGUCAUUUUUGUCUCUGCAAAUUAAAAUAUAACAUGGUCAAAUGGUU
Lutra lutra (Eurasian river otter) is the source of this 7734-nucleotide messenger RNA. RefSeq names its product protocadherin 7 (gene PCDH7). The record is from RefSeq and is a predicted model, not a curated record. Gene Ontology annotation, cellular component: plasma membrane. Gene Ontology annotation, molecular function: calcium ion binding. Lineage: Eukaryota; Metazoa; Chordata; Mammalia; Carnivora; Mustelidae. The transcript has 3 exons. Gene Ontology annotation, biological process: homophilic cell-cell adhesion. The coding region runs from base 1 to 3783 and encodes 1260 amino acids.